CGCGGGCCGUACAGUUUCGCCUUCCUCUCUCCUUCCCCCUGUGCCCUCCAUCCACGCGUGACCACCGUUACCCCCAUUUCGCAUCAAUCGCACCGAUAGAGAAGAAGAAGAAGAAGACGAAGAACUGAGCAGAAACCCUAGAAAUUGAGUUCGUCGUUGCGUGAUUCGCGCGCUCGGGAUUCAGUUAUCGAACGGCCAUAGCUCCGUUCGCGCCUCGAUUUUGAUGGACUGCCUGUUCCGCCGGUAGCAAUGGUGGAGAACUCCGGCGAGAACCUUCUGGAGGGUCCGACGAGCUCGCGUUCCGUCACCGAGACGGUGAAUGGAUCUCACAAGUUCGUCAUCCAGGGGUACUCGCUCGCGAAGGGCAUGGGUAUCGGCAAGCACAUCGCCAGCGACAACUUCACCGUCGGCGGGUUCCAGUGGGCGAUCUAUUUCUACCCCGAUGGAAAGAACCCCGAGGAUAAUGCCACCUACGUCUCCGUUUUCAUUGCGCUGGCGAGCGAGGGAACGGACGUUAGGGCUCUCUUCGAGCUGACGCUGUUGGAUCAGAGCGGGAAGGGCAAGCACAAGGUCCAUAGCCAUUUCGAUCGGUCCUUGGAAAGCGGACCCUACACCCUCAAAUACCGAGGGAGCAUGUGGGGAUACAAACGAUUCUUCAGAAGAUCUGCACUCGAGACAUCUGACUAUCUGAAGGAUGAUUGCUUGGAACUUAACUGCACUGUCGGAGUUGUGGUUUCGUCCAUAGAGUGCCCUCGGUUACACUCAAUCCCUGUCCCUGAAUCUGAUCUCGGAGCUCAUUUUGGUACACUGCUGGAGAAUAUGGAGGGCUCAGAUGUUACCUUUGAUGUAGCAGGGGAAAAGUUUCGUGCCCACAAGUUGGUGCUGGCUGCUCGGUCCAAUGUGUUCCGAGCUAAAUUUAUCGACAAUAUUGGGGAAGAAAAGGAAGAGAUGGUCAUUACUGAUUUGGAACCUAAAGUCUUCAAGGCUUUGCUGCACUUUAUCUACAGAGACGAUCUCUCAGGAGAUGUGGUGUCCAUAGGAAGUAGCAGCUCAACAUGUACAUCGUCUAUAGCUGAUACCUUGACUGCAAAGCUCUUAGCAGCCGCUGACAAGUAUGGUUUGGAAAGAAUGAGACUUAUGUGCGAGUCCCGUCUCUGCAAGGAGAUAUCCAUAAAUUCCGUUGCUAGAAUCUUGGCCUUGGCUGACUGCUGCCAUGCAAAGGAGUUGAAAGCUGUUUGCUUGAAGUUUGCCGCUGAAAACCUCGCAGCCGUUAUGCGAUCAGACGGAUUCGAGUACUUAAAAGAGAAUUGCGCACCACUACAGUCAGAGCUUCUGAAAACUGUGGCGGGCUGUGAGGAGGAGUGUAGCAGCGGAGGUGGAAAGAGUCGGAGCGUGUGGGCCCAACUCUCAGAUGGGGGCGACAGUAAUGGCCGGAGGGUGAGGCACAGGGCUGAGUAGUGUUGUGUUUGUAAAUCAGAUGGUGUCGAAAACAAGCAACACUCAGUAAACAAGAAUAUGUUUGUAUUGAUCAACUCCAAUCCAUGUAUACAAGGUUCAGAGACACCAAGAAGCUCCUCCGUUGCAAAUUUUCGGUGCGGUAUUUUAUUAUCCAACUUUGUUCAAGUAUAUUCAUUUUCAUGUGGCUUGGAACUUCAGAGAACCUUUUUCGUGAUA
Messenger RNA from Punica granatum (pomegranate), 1674 nucleotides. NCBI's taxonomy places the organism in Eukaryota, Viridiplantae, Streptophyta, Magnoliopsida, Myrtales, Lythraceae. The record is from RefSeq and is a predicted model, not a curated record.